UCUUGCAAAAAUCAAAUCUAAUCUCCAUUAUUAAGCUCUGUCGUUAAUUAAUGGAGGAUAAUGAGGUUAAUCUGUCUAUUAAUGGGCAGUCUCAGAUCCCUCCAGGCUUCAGAUUUCAUCCCACGGAAGAGGAACUCCUCCGCUAUUAUCUCCGAAAGAAGAUUUCCUACGAAAAGAUCGACCUCGACGUCAUUCGUGAGGUCGAUCUCAACAAGCUCGAACCAUGGGACAUUCAAGAGAGAUGUCGAAUUGGUUCGACGCCACAGAACGAUUGGUACUUCUUCAGCCACAAGGACAAGAAGUAUCCGACAGGAACAAGGACUAACCGAGCGACAGUGGCCGGGUUCUGGAAAGCGACGGGACGAGACAAGAUCAUAUACAGCGGUCUCCAAAGGAUCGGAUUGAGGAAAACACUCGUGUUCUACAAAGGAAGAGCUCCUCAUGGUCAGAAAUCUGAUUGGAUCAUGCAUGAGUAUAGGCCCGACGAUAAUUCUGUCGCCCGGACAACUAAUAACGGUUUUGAUGUUGUCACUGGUGACUCCAUGAACUGUAGCGAAGAUGGUUGGGUCGUAUGUAGGGUUUUCAAGAAGAAGAACUAUCAGAAGAUCACAGAUUCUCCUAAAAUUAGUUCAUCUCCUCUUAAUCCCGAGAAGCCGAUGUUUCGCAAUCAAAACGGAAACGUUUUGGAUCAGAUUCUUCUCUGCAUGGACAGGACAGGUUCCAACAUUUGCGGAAUCGAGAACCAGAUUACGAACGACAACCUAGGACUGUUCGGUUCGUGCCACGAAAACGCAGAAGACGUUCUCUUGCAUGAGAGUUUCAUGCAACUUCCACGUCUAGAGGCACCCAAGUCCGAAAACCACCCGGUCGAUGAGAACCGGUUAGGCAAGUCACCGGUCCAGGGGGAGAGGACCGGGCCGGUUAGUGAUUGGGCGAGUCUUGACCGGCUCGUGGCUUGGCAACUGAACAAUGGUCAUCAUCGAACGGUCGACAUGUUCUAUCGUAACAAAUCUUUUUCGGAUGAUCAUCCGAAUUUUGAAGAAUAUGGUAAUAAGAUUCAAAGAUUGGACCUCCAAUGGCAUAACAAUGAUGAAGACAUCGAUAUAUGGAGUAGUCUCACUGAGUCAUCGUCCUCUCUUACGUCUUUAGACCCUUUGGGGCAUUUGUCUGUAUGAUUAUACUAUAUAUGUAUCAAGAUAUAUAUAUAUAUAUACACACAUAUAUACCCACACGCAUUUA
Molecule: messenger RNA, 1239 nt
Organism: Tarenaya hassleriana
Lineage: Eukaryota; Viridiplantae; Streptophyta; Magnoliopsida; Brassicales; Cleomaceae
Product: NAC domain-containing protein 12-like
Exons: 3
Coding region: 51-1175 (374 amino acids)
Biological process (GO): regulation of DNA-templated transcription
Molecular function (GO): DNA binding
Source: RefSeq, a predicted model, not a curated record